Molecule: messenger RNA, 1867 nt
Organism: Chrysochloris asiatica (Cape golden mole)
Lineage: Eukaryota; Metazoa; Chordata; Mammalia; Afrosoricida; Chrysochloridae
Gene: SEPTIN11
Product: septin 11
Exons: 10
Coding region: 185-1474 (429 amino acids)
Biological process (GO): cytoskeleton-dependent cytokinesis
Cellular component (GO): microtubule cytoskeleton; septin ring; cell division site
Molecular function (GO): molecular adaptor activity; GTPase activity; GTP binding
Source: RefSeq, a predicted model, not a curated record
GCCGAAGGGGCGGCGGCGUGGGGGGAGCAGAUGCGGCUGGCUGGGAACCGGAGCCGGGCGCUAGCAGAGCGCAGCCGCGAGUGAAGCGCGGGGGAGGCGAGCCGGAGCGGGAGCAGCAGCAGCAGCGGCAGCAGCAGCCAGUGUCCGCGGAGAGCACCCGGGCGCAGCCAGACUCACAGCCACGAUGGCCGUGGCGGUGGGAAGACCAUCUAAUGAAGAGCUUCGAAAUUUAUCCCUUUCUGGCCAUGUUGGAUUUGACAGCCUCCCUGACCAGUUGGUCAACAAGUCCACUUCUCAAGGAUUUUGUUUUAACAUCCUGUGUGUUGGUGAGACAGGCAUUGGCAAAUCCACAUUGAUGGACACUUUAUUCAACACUAAAUUUGAAAGUGACCCAGCAACCCACAAUGAGCCAGGUGUCCGGUUAAAAGCCAGAAGUUACGAGCUUCAGGAAAGCAAUGUACGGCUGAAGUUAACCAUCGUCGACACUGUGGGAUUUGGUGACCAGAUAAAUAAAGAUGACAGCUACAAGCCAAUAGUAGAAUAUAUUGAUGCCCAGUUUGAGGCCUACCUGCAAGAGGAGUUGAAGAUCAAACGUUCACUCUUCAAUUACCACGACACAAGAAUCCACGCAUGCCUCUACUUCAUUGCCCCAACUGGACAUUCACUGAAGUCCCUGGACCUGGUCACCAUGAAAAAACUGGACAGUAAGGUGAACAUCAUUCCAAUAAUUGCAAAAGCUGACACCAUUGCCAAGAACGAAUUACACAAAUUCAAGAGUAAGAUCAUGAGUGAACUAGUCAGCAAUGGUGUCCAGAUAUAUCAGUUCCCCACGGAUGAAGAAACAGUGGCAGAGAUUAAUGCAACAAUGAGUGUCCAUCUCCCAUUUGCAGUGGUUGGCAGCACUGAAGAGGUCAAGAUCGGCAACAAGAUGGCAAAGGCCAGGCAGUACCCUUGGGGUGUAGUGCAGGUCGAGAAUGAAAACCAUUGUGAUUUUGUGAAGCUUCGAGAGAUGCUGAUCCGUGUGAACAUGGAAGACUUGCGAGAACAGACUCACACUCGCCACUAUGAGCUGUAUCGACGCUGUAAGCUCGAGGAGAUGGGAUUCAAGGACACUGAUCCUGACAGCAAGCCCUUCAGUCUACAGGAGACCUACGAAGCAAAAAGGAACGAAUUCCUGGGAGAGCUUCAGAAGAAAGAAGAAGAAAUGAGACAAAUGUUUGUUAUGAGAGUGAAGGAAAAAGAAGCUGAACUUAAAGAGGCAGAGAAAGAGCUUCAUGAGAAAUUUGAUCUCCUGAAGCGGACACACCAAGAAGAGAAGAAGAAAGUGGAAGACAAAAAGAAAGAACUUGAGGAGGAGGUGAACAAUUUCCAGAAGAAAAAAGCAGCAGCUCAGUUACUACAGUCCCAAGCCCAGCAAUCUGGGGCCCAGCAAACCAAGAAAGACAAGGAUAAGAAAAAUGCAAGCUUCACAUAAAGCCUGGCAAGCCAAGGAUGUUCCCGCAUUCACCUGCUUUUGCAGUAAUAUUGUGUCUCUGCCAUUUGUGUCCUUUGAUUUUACUUUUUUUUUCUUCCAUUUUUUUUUUUUUGUUUUUUUACCCUUCCCCAAAUGCCAAUAACGAUUAAUAACUCAUUGGGCUGAAUGUUGCUGGGUGGAGGAAAAUGAUAGAAUGACAGCAAAAGCUAUGUGCAAGCUGGACUGGAAAGUAAAUCAUUUGCCUCUUAUGCCUGUUCAGAGUGGCAGCAAUUAGCAUGCCUGCCACUUGUAUGUUGCUUUGGACCGAGGAAAGAAGGGUAAAAUGCUACGUGUGCGUCUGACGUGAAAACAGCUCACGCCUCCGCGGCUGCAGUAAGAUCCUGAAUAGCCAUG